Aspergillus viridinutans is the source of this 924-nucleotide messenger RNA. RefSeq lists its product as uncharacterized. The coding region runs from base 1 to 924 and encodes 307 amino acids. Gene Ontology annotation, molecular function: ATP binding; protein kinase activity. The transcript has a single exon. Gene Ontology annotation, biological process: protein phosphorylation; signal transduction. NCBI's taxonomy places the organism in Eukaryota, Fungi, Ascomycota, Eurotiomycetes, Eurotiales, Aspergillaceae. The record is from RefSeq and is a predicted model, not a curated record. Gene Ontology annotation, cellular component: cytoplasm.
AUGGCCUCGUCGCUGUUCAUAGACCUUCAGGGCCAGCCUAUUCCUGACAGUCAGGUUCUAGGAUAUGGAAGAUCAGGUGUCGUGGUUUAUUCUGAAAACCCAAGCCCGGCUGCUAUCAAACUCCCUUUACGACAUCCCUGGAGUAGCAACGCCGACGUACAAUCGAAUCAGAGGAUACUCCGACACGAGCAAGAAGUCUUUCAGCGUUUUCGUUCUUUCGAACCGGAUCAAAUUGAUGGUGUUGUUCCUUGUAUGGGAUUAUAUCCAGACGCAACCCACCUCGCCUAUAUGAAGAAUGGGGACUUGCGUGCUUACUUAGGCAAGCACACCUCAACACGCCUACAGCAGAUUUCAUGGUUCCGUCAGAUUGCCCGGUCGCUUCAGCAGAUCCACGAUAAACGCGUUGUCGUUGCUGACAUUGCUACUCGCAAUCUUCUUCUCGAUUGGGAUCUGUCUAUCAAAAUCUGCGACUUUAGUGAGGCAUCUAUGUUUCCAUUAGGGACACCAAUGGACCUUGCCGAUGACGACGGCUUUUCCGUGCAAACGGAUAUUGGUCAGCUUGGUGCGGUGAUGUACGAGGUCAUAACAGGCGAAAAGUGUUCGUUUAACCUCUUCGAAGAUGAUCGUGAUGAUGGCCGAGCCACCUGGCCUAAACGCACCUCUCUACCAAGCACUGACGGGAUUUGGCUUGGUUCUGUCAUUGAAAAGUGCUGGACUGAAGGAGGGUUUAAAAAUACGGACUGUUUGUUGCAAGAACUGAGCAUGGUCAAUGUCAACGGCGAGACCGAUGCCAUAUCGAGAGAACAAGACCCUCCACACAUCCAGAUCUCCCGAAUCAGUAAAGCCUUUCAAAGUCCACUUUUUGCCCUUGGCGCUGUGUUCGGGAUUUUCGCGAUUGUUCAUCGCUGGUCAAAACGUUGCUAG